AUGGGAAAUACUACCUGGGACCAUGACAAGGACAAGAGACUUCUUGUCACCAUUUUGAACAUCAGCGGGGCGGUCCUCGACUAUGAGGCCAUUGCCACCAAGAUGGGCGACUGCUCCGCCGAGGCAGUCCGCCAGCACCUUCGUGCCCUGAACAGAAAGAACGGCGACGAGGCCAAGGACGCCCCGGUUACCCCCACCGGCACCAAGGCCGGCACCAAGGCUACCCCCAAGUCGAGUGGGCGUGGCCACAAGAAGAAGGCUGAGGAGGAGACCCCCACCAAGGCCGCCGACGACAAGACCCCGGUCAAGCGUAAGCGUGGCCGCCCCUCCAAGGCGGAGAAGGCCAAGGAGGCUGAGGAGGCUCCCGAGAAGGAGAAUGAGGCCGAGCCGCAGAAGGAGUCCACCGAGGAGAAAGAGGAGGAUGAUACCUCCGAGGGUCCCAAGAAGAUCGCCAAGCUUGAGAAGACCCCUGCCCCCGCUGCUCCUGCCGAGGAGGCCUAA
Molecule: messenger RNA, 501 nt
Organism: Penicillium alfredii
Lineage: Eukaryota; Fungi; Ascomycota; Eurotiomycetes; Eurotiales; Aspergillaceae
Exons: 3
Coding region: 1-501 (166 amino acids)
Source: RefSeq, a predicted model, not a curated record